GGGGGGGUCGGUCAGCGCCCCGGCCCCCGCCACCGGCACCGCGCAGCCCCCGCGCCGCCGCCAGCAGGACUCCGGCCCCAUGGCUCCCCACGGGCUCCUCCUGGGGGUCCUGGGGUUGCUGUCGCUGGGGUGCGGGGAUCCGGCGGGGCUGGCGUUGCCGGAGGACGCGGCGCAGGAACACGGUUACUACCUGCGGCAGCUCUUCGGGCAGUACGGGGCCAACGGGACGCUGCCCUUCGAGGGGCUGGCGCGGCUGCUGGGCAGCCUGGGGCUGGGCCGGGUGCAGGUGGUGCAGAUCCAGCACGAGGAGCUGGGCCACGGCCACGUCAGCCACCUCGACCUGCUGGAGGUGCAGGAGGAGAAACACCGGCACCGACACCCCCUCUGGGAGCACGGCGGGGACCCUGCGCCCACCCCCCCGACGCCCACCAGCCCCCGGCCCUCCCAGACGAAAAGCUGGACGAAGCCCCCCGGCGUCGGCGUCACCCCCGGGAGCCAUGGGGCCCCCCCACCCCCCCGGCGGGACCUGAGCCUCCUGGGGAGGGUGCUGGGCUUGGAGCACUCCAGCGCCGACCACCCGCACCACGACUGCCUCAACGUCACCCAACUGCUGGUGAAUUUUGGGCUGGACUCGGUGGCGCAGCUGACGCCGGAGCAGUUCACCCUCCUCUGCCCGGCCCUGCUCUACCAGAUCGACAGCCGCGUCUGCAUCCAGCACAGCGAUGAGGUGACGCUGCCUCCCCCGGGGGGGGCCCUGUGGCCAGCGCUGGGCUGGGGGCUGCUGGCCGUCACCUUCCUCAGCCUGCCCUCCGCCCUGGCCGUCGUCCUCGUCCCGCUGCUGAGCCGCACCUUCUUCCGCUCGCUGCUGGCCUUCCUGGUGGCGCUGGCCGUGGGGACGCUCUGCGGGGACGCCCUGCUCCACCUCUGGCCCCACGCCCAGGGGAAGCACCAGGAGACGGCGUCGGAGCCGGGGGCCACGGUGCUGCAGGGGCUGGCGGUGCUGGGGGGCAUCUACCUGCUCUUCCUGCUGGAGCUGCUGCUGGGGACGCUGCGGCGGAGCCGGGAGGCCGCGGGACGCUCCCCCGGAGAGCCCCCCGACGUGGCCGCGGGGGUCCUGGCACCGCCGCCAGGAGGGGCCGAGCUGCAACACCUGACGGCACCGGAGCCAGAGCUGGAGCUCAAGCCCCACAGACACCCCCACGGACACCCCCACGGACACCCCCACGGACACUCCCACGGCCCCGCGCUCCCCCCCAGCCCCGGGGCCGCUGACAUCGUCUGGAUGGUGGUGCUGGGGGAUGGGGUCCACAACCUGACGGACGGGCUGGCCAUUGGCGCCGCCUUCUCCCACAGCCUCCCCAGCGGCCUCAGCACCGCGCUGGCCGUGCUCUGCCACGAGCUGCCCCACGAGCUGGGCGACCUGGCGGUGCUGCUGCGGGCGGGCACGGCCCCCCGCGCCAUCCUGCUCCUCAACCUGCUCUCGGCCCUGCUCUCGGGCCUGGGGGCGGCGGCGGGGGCGGCCGUGGGGCAGAGCGCGGCCCACCUCACCCCCUGGAUCCUCACCGUCACCGCCGGCCUCUUCCUCUACGUGGCCUUGGCCGACAUGCUCCCCGAGGUGCUGCGGGGCACCCAGGGCCCCGGAGAGGCCACCUGGAGCCGCUUCCUCCUGCAGAACGCGGGGUUCCUGCUGGGCAGCGGCAUCAUGCUGGCCAUCGCCCUGGCCGAGGGGCACCUCCGCGCCUGGCUGCAGCCCUGAACCAUCCUGGGGGGCUGGGGGGGGGGGGCUCGGCCCCACUCGCCCCCUGCCACCGGCAACCGCGGCCGGAGCUGGAAGGACGGCAGGACGGCGGGAGCCCCGAACCGGAC
Messenger RNA from Chroicocephalus ridibundus (black-headed gull), 1866 nucleotides. RefSeq names its product solute carrier family 39 member 5 (gene SLC39A5). The transcript has 11 exons. The record is from RefSeq and is a predicted model, not a curated record. Gene Ontology annotation, molecular function: zinc ion transmembrane transporter activity; monoatomic cation:bicarbonate symporter activity. Lineage: Eukaryota; Metazoa; Chordata; Aves; Charadriiformes; Laridae. Gene Ontology annotation, cellular component: plasma membrane. Bases 80 to 1756 code for a protein of 558 amino acids. Gene Ontology annotation, biological process: intracellular monoatomic cation homeostasis; zinc ion import across plasma membrane.